AUGACGCUUUGCAAGCCUGGUUACUGGGCUGUUGCCGAACCUCUUGGUUCGGUAGCCUAUGCUGGCACAGCAGGCUCGGUUGCUGCUUCGGUUCAACUGCAUGGCUUGGUUCGGAAUGGGACACUCGCGGCUGGUGGCGAUGGUAUCAGAACGAGCGGCAUUUUUGGCGGGCUGUCCGUUGCUAGAUUCAGCUCAGCAAAAGGUCGGCGCAGUGGCAAGGCAGCAGUGCAGCAGACGAGGGAUGGAAAGGCAGGGAGAGGGGGGAAGGCGGAGGAGAAGAGUGAGGAGGAUAUAGUCACAAGGAAGCAGCAGCUGCUGGAGCAAGCCGUUCAGGAGCUACGAGCCAAGUUUGGGCGGGAGGCAGUGAUGGUUCUGGGCGGCACUGAGGCGGACUUGGCCGCCCACCGCGUCCCGGUCAUUCCCUCAGGCUCCAUUGCCCUGGAUGCUGCUCUUGGGAUUGGGGGCUUCCCACGGGUGCGGUCGAAGCUCAUGAUGGGAGGGCCGGGCAUGGGCAUGCCGGUGGAGGUGACGUCUGGAGGCACACAACUCCCUUCACCCCUCUCCACCACAUCUCUCCCUCCUCUUCUCCCCACCUCCUUUUAUAUCUGUGUGCAGGUGCGAUCGAAGCUCAUGAUGGGAGGGCCGGGCAUGGGCAUGCCGGUGGAGGUGACAUCUGGGGGCAAUGCACUCAAGUUCUAUGCCUCGCUGCGGCUGCACAUAAAGAGAGUGGCGCAGCUGAAGCAGGGAGAGAAGAUUGUUGGUAACCGCGUGCGGGUAACAGUGAACAAGAACAAGCUUGCGCCGCCCUUCCGCACGGCAGAGUUUGACAUUGAGUUUGGCCACGGGAUAUCCCGGGAGGGGGAACUCCUAGAUUUGGGAGUUAAAGAAGGGUUGCUUACGCUCUCUGGAGCGUGGUACAAAAAGGACGGCGAAGUGAUUGGACAGGGGAAGGAAGGCGCAAGGAACUUUCUGAAGGAGAACGUGGAGGUUGCGAGGGAGCUUGAGGAGGGGAUUAGGGAGAGGCUGGGUGGACGGAAGAGGGAGGGGGAUGGGGAGGGUAAGAAGGGUGGGGUGGAGGGAGGGAAAGGUGUGGGAAGUGAAGAGGAGGGAAGGGGAGAGGAGGAAAGAGGGGAGGAGGGUGAGGGAGACGAGAGAGAAGGUGAGGAAGGCAGUGUUGUCACUGGAGUGUCCGGUUAA
Molecule: messenger RNA, 1197 nt
Organism: Closterium sp. Naga37s-1
Lineage: Eukaryota; Viridiplantae; Streptophyta; Zygnematophyceae; Desmidiales; Closteriaceae
Source: the annotation of a GenBank genome assembly